Panicum hallii is the source of this 1098-nucleotide messenger RNA. RefSeq names its product protein MEI2-like 7. The coding region runs from base 1 to 1098 and encodes 365 amino acids. The record is from RefSeq and is a predicted model, not a curated record. Gene Ontology annotation, molecular function: nucleic acid binding. Lineage: Eukaryota; Viridiplantae; Streptophyta; Magnoliopsida; Poales; Poaceae. The transcript has 4 exons.
AUGGCUGCCGCGACGAAGCUGAACCCGGCGGCGCCGCCGUUCCCGUUCCCCGACCCCUACGCGAUCCACUUCGCCCCGCCGGCGCCGCCGCCGUUCCCGCUCGCCGACGCCGCCUGCCCCCCUCAGUUCCCCUUCGUCACCUACUGCUGCGUCCCAGCCCCUCCCGCCGGCCACAUCGGCUUCUGCUUCCCCGUCCAGCCGCCGCCCUCUCCUCAGCCGGGAGUCGGCAAGGGCGGCGUCCCCACGGCGGCGGCGGCCGCGACGCCCGGCCGGCCGCCGCACAAGCUCAUUGCGGCAUUCUCCGACCUAGGCGGCGCGGGGAAGCGGGAGGACGCGGCCGUGAAGCCGUGGAAGGAACCUGCACGCGCCGCCGCCGCGCCCGCCCUGGCGCCGGCCGCGCCGCGCAAGCCGUGGGUGGCGCGGCGGAAGGAGGAGAGGAUCGUGGCCAAGGUCAAGGCGCCACGGUCCAGGAAGGCGGCCGGCCCGCGCGCGUGCAAAGCCGCGCAAGCGCAGCGGGAGAGUUCGCCGACGCCGUUUAGGUACACGACGAGGCGGCUGCGGUGCCUUGGGCCACCGCCGAAGCCGGAGCUCGUGCUAGGCUGGAGCACCACCACCAUCAUGCUCCGCAACAUUCCGAACAAGCUCAGGAGCAGCGACAUGAUCUCGUUGCUCGACGAGCACUGCAAGCGCGUGAACAAGAGCGCCGGCGCCGUCGUCGCCGCGUACGACGUCCUAUACCUGCCUAUGGACUUCAGGCGCGAGUGCAACUUCGGCUACGCCUUCAUCAACCUCACCUCGCCGGAGGCGGCGCACCGGCUCUACCGCUCCCUCCAGCGGCGCGGCUGGACAGUGCACGGCUCCAAGAAGGUCAUCGAUAUCGUCCGGGCCAAGAUACAGGGCAAGGAGGAGCUGGUGCGACACCUCCAGCGGAUGAAGCUGCAGUGCGCCGAGGACGAGUUCCUCCCGGCCGUCUUCUCGCCGCCGCGCGACGGGGUCACCGCCGGCACCACCGUCCGGCGCCUCGGCAGGCUCGCCCGGCGUCCGUCGACGACGACGCCGUGCGCAGCGACGCCGGCGCCGACCCCCAAGGAAAGCUAG